This is a messenger RNA of Anopheles coluzzii, 4593 nucleotides long. RefSeq names its product ethanolaminephosphotransferase 1. Gene Ontology annotation, cellular component: endoplasmic reticulum membrane; Golgi apparatus. Gene Ontology annotation, molecular function: ethanolaminephosphotransferase activity. Gene Ontology annotation, biological process: phosphatidylethanolamine biosynthetic process. The record is from RefSeq and is a predicted model, not a curated record. The coding region runs from base 723 to 1886 and encodes 387 amino acids. Lineage: Eukaryota; Metazoa; Arthropoda; Insecta; Diptera; Culicidae. The transcript is spliced from 6 exons.
UCGGUUUUGACAGCUGUCAGAACCGUCCUAGCUGCCGUCCGCUGCCCGCACCAAACAACACGCACGGCGGCGCGAGGAAAGUUGCCAAAGAAAACCCGCCCCCACCCCCAGGUGUGGUUCGAGGAAAAUCGAACAAUUUGCAUGCUGUGUGGUUUUCGCGUACGCAACCAUCAUCAGCAUCAUCAUCAUCUGGCGCGCGCGUGUUCCCGUUCCCGUCGAGCGGUCGCGCACUAUCCAUCAACGCAACAGCAGCGCUUGUCCGGUGCCGCGAUUGAAAAAGAAUAAGGCACAACGCAGCCACCGCGCUCGUGUGUGUGUGGGUUUGUGUGUGUGUGCGCGUGUAUCGAUCAUUGCGGCGCGUUCAGCCGGCAAACCUCCGCAACAGACAACGGGCGGCGAUUAUCAUUUUGCGCCCCGCGGCCACACAUUCCAGACGGACGUGUGUGUUGUUCGAAUCGUCGUCGCUGUCGUGAGUCGCUUGUCGAUGUGCAGCCCGCCCGGCGAUCGAUUUGGUCAGUAGCAAAAGGGAAUUAAGGCCGAAAGCUGCCGUCGUCCCCCUGCUCCGUGUGCAGUUGUUUCGAGUUUACUGCAGCCAGAAGCAGUAGCAACCCCUCCUCGGCGGUGAUUGAGACGAGCGCACGAUUUCCUAAUUAACUCCUUCCCGUUACCGGAAGCCCCCCCGCGUGUGUGCCCGUGGCUGCGUGCUAAAACAACUUACCACCAUGACCAGUGACGCUUACCUGACCAAGGAGCAUCUAGCCGGGUUCGAUAAUUAUAAGUACAAUGCCAAGGACACCUCACCGCUCAGUAUUUACGUUAUGCAUCCGUUCUGGAACUGGCUCGUAGAGUACUUUCCAAAAUGGAUUGCACCGAACCUGAUGACGUUUGCCGGCUUCCUGUUCACGGUGGCCAACUUCGUGAUGCUGUCCUGGUACGAUUGGGGCUUCUGGGCGAGCACGGAUCUGGAAAACACCACACCCGUGCCGAACUGGUUUUGGGUCGUGGCUGCGGUCAACAUCUUCCUCGCCUACACGCUGGACGGCAUCGAUGGCAAGCAGGCGCGAAGAAUCAAACUGUCCGGCCCGCUCGGUGAGCUGUUCGACCAUGGGCUCGACUCGUACUCGGCGUUCUUCAUCCCCGCCUGUCUGUACAGCAUUUUUGGGCGCGGCCCGACGUCGGUGCCGCCGAUACGCAUGUACUACAUCAUGUGGACGAUCUUUUUCAACUUUUAUCUAUCGCACUGGGAGAAGUACAACACGGGCGUGCUGUAUCUGCCCUGGGGGUACGAUCUCGGCAUGUGGGGUUCGGUGUUGAUGUACCUAGCGACGUGGAUGUUUGGCUAUCAGCUGUGGAAGGUGGACCUGCCCUGGGGUGUAUCGGCCGGUCAGCUGAUGGAGCUGUGCCUGCACGUGAGUGCCAUGUCCAAUCUGCCGAUGGUGGUGUACAACAUGUACCGCUCGUACAAGGACCGCACCGGCAAGAUGCGCACGAUGAAGGAAGCGAUGCGACCGCUGUUCACGUACGGCAGCUUCAUGUUCGUCUGCCUGCUGUGGGUGUUUGUGUCGCCGAGCGACAUCAUGAACCGGGAUCCGCGUGCGGUCUACAUCAUGACGGGGACCAUUUUUAGCAACAUUAGUUGUCGAUUAAUUGUGUCACAAAUGUCCAACACGACGGCGGAAACGUUCAACUGGAUGACGGGCGUACUAUGCGCGGCCAUCGUAAUGAGCCUCACGAUGCCCCUGCUUGAACGACCGAUACUGUACUUGCUCGUGAUCGGAUCCUCGCUAGCCCAUUGGCACUACGGUUCCGGAGUGGUGCAGCAAAUGUGUGUACACUUUAACCGACGGUGCUUUAUGGUGACGAAACCGGAAGAAUCCAAAGAAUAGGAAACGCUGCUGUAUGCUGUCUAGCAGCUGUUUGCUAAGUGUCCGACAGUGUGUAAGGUGUCAAUUUGCGGUGGCACGCUACCGGGGGCUAAGAAGAUCGUCCACCCCCCUCAAAGAUCAAUACCCAAGCGGCGCCACCAAAACAAGGCUUAACAAAGGGGGGCGUCGUUGGGUGUUUCAUGUUGCUUCAUGCCCUCGUUAAGCGGUCGGGUCCCUGGGCACGCACGUAUUACAGUUGAAUUUAAUCGAAAUACGCUUCUUUUUAUUGAUACUUGAUGUUUUUGUUUGUUUGCUGCUGGUGUGGAAGUUAGCAAAGUGAUCGCCAUCACACCACAGCAACCAAUGGCUUUAACUAUCGAACGAUCUAUCACACAGCCUAAUGUGUGUGUGCAGUGAGAUUAAGCGCUGUUUAUGGAAUUGUGUAAAAGGAAGAAUUAUGUUGAUGCAGGAAUUAAGUUAGCAAAGUGAUCGUCGCAUUGGCCUAACAGGAGCCAAACAGUCAACCGCAGUACCAUAUCGCAGAGGUGAAAAAGUGAAUUAGUAUUACUAAAAUGCACUCCCCCAUACUGAGGCCGAGCGAAGUUAAGCAGCAACGGUAUACCGAUAUAUCAUGACGCGGUAUUUAUCUCCCAUCUACAUACCUCACAAUUUACUCUUUCUUAACUACUAACGAGCGGGUUUGUGUAUGUUGAAACAUACACACACAUUUAUAACGUGCUUCUCUACUAGUACCACUAAUCGCUGUCUCGACAUCACACCGGCUAAUUAUUGACACUGGUAAGCUGGCAAACUCCAUUAACUUUAGCGUUAUAAACCUCCAAAGAAGAAGUAUGUUUAAUGUCUAACCUAUCUCCGCUUCCUGCGCUCUUCCGUGACAUUGCACGCUCCGUUUUUGUAGUUAAACAGUACUAACAGUAACUUUACAUUCUCUAAAACACUGGUAACGCAUUUCUCUGUAUGUACAUAUAUAUAAUGCUCGCGUAAGAAUUACAUUAGCUCGUGCGUAAACCGCGAAAGUAAAUGGAAAGGAGGACAGCGACUUUCGAGGAGGACAGCGUGUAAUCAAAAAGCUAUAUCGCCAUAUCGCGAACGAAUCAAAGAAUUAGCCAAGCCGUCAGAUUUACGCCUCCAAGCGUAUGAGUAACGCCUAACUUUGCGCACGAUUUGUCGUCAAAUCACGUUCUCUGUGUACCCCGUGUUUCACAGUGUUUUUGUAUAGUGUAUGUAUUUUACGCAUUACGCGGGGCUGCAGAUUUUUGCAUUUUAUAAUCGUGACAAUUUAUUAUUCAGACCGACCAACAAAAGGGGCAAGCAAGCAGAACUAAAUUUACAGAUCAAAAGCAGCAUACGCAGACGCAGAUUGACAGAACAUUAGCAUCUAAUGAAUUGUUGUUUUUUUUGAGGAAUUAUUAUUUGUUCGAUUGAAAAUUAAAAUAGAAAGAAGAACAAGUGGUGUACGUGUGUAUGUGUUGUAUGUAUAUGCCUUGCAUAUGCCGUGUCUCUGCUUGAUGCGCUGUGUUACAGCGGACAGCACGUGUUUAACCAACCGUACGAUCUCGUUUUGACACAUCAUGUUAACAGUCCCCGAGGGAAACGAGGGAAAACUAACGACAAUAACGAGUAGACCCCCCCACAGAACGCGUUAUGUAUUUGCUGCCAACUUUGAACAGCAGUUACGUUGAUAUUACAGUUUGCGGCGUGCUCGGUUGCGUGUGGGUUUGCUAGCAAAGCUCUAGAAGCAAGAAGAAAACCGGUGCAAAACAACCCCCAAAACGUGUUGCUUGUAGCACGUGCAGCGAGAAAAGGAAUUAGAAUUAUGUUAGUGAAAUAAACGCAGUGACAAACAAAAAGAAAAAGAUGAUAAAGUGAUGAAACGAAACCAAAACCAAGCGCCAGGAGCACGAGCUUUUGUAACGGCUGCUGCUAGGAUAAUUUUCUUAUCAUUUGCACACACACACACACAUCACUCACAACAUCACUCACAACAUCCAACCGUCAACCCAUCAUUCGCACAUGCUCCAUAUACACUGCUCUACAGGCACAGUGCCAUAAUGUACAUCAUUCUGUUCACGUAUUUAUGGAUUUGUUUUUCAUUUCCCCCUUUUUUUCACUAAUUUUAACCCUGUACAAAGUUUCAAUAGAAAACUGAGAAUUUAAUUUAAUAACCGAUUCUCUGUGUGUCUGCUUCCUUGUGCUGCGCUUGUUGUCUGCAGCUCAUGCUAAGGAAUUCAAAGAAAGGCAAGACGAACACGAAAUAGUGCGGAAACCAAGCAGGAAGAGCUACCGUUUCCAAACUUGAUCGAGGGUUUUAUAGAUAUCGAGCGAGCGUGUGCUAAUAAAAGGCAGAUCAAACCAGACUUUACGUGUACUCCUACCAACAUGACAACGCAACAUGACAAAAUGGAGUGUGCCGUUAGCCCGACGUAUUUAUGCGACUAUAAAUGUGUAUAUCAAACAUUAUUAAACCGACGUCAAAUAUAAAGGGGUGUCUCUCCUUAAGGUGCAGAAGCUAAGUUUAAAAAGAAAAAUCACAUUUUGUAUUCCAACCCUACCAGCUUUUCGUUACGUGCUCGCGAAACUCUAACCCCAAAAAGCCCAAAAAGGCCCAGGCCAGUACAGUGUUUUCUUCUUCUAUUAAUAUUAUUAUUAUCUUCCGUACGUUGGUAUUGAAGUCAAUAAAAGUGAAUAAUUAAUUUAAAACCACUUA